Messenger RNA from Melitaea cinxia (Glanville fritillary), 869 nucleotides. RefSeq names its product glutathione S-transferase 1-like (gene GSTd1). Gene Ontology annotation, biological process: glutathione metabolic process. NCBI's taxonomy places the organism in Eukaryota, Metazoa, Arthropoda, Insecta, Lepidoptera, Nymphalidae. The record is from RefSeq and is a predicted model, not a curated record. The transcript is spliced from 6 exons. Gene Ontology annotation, molecular function: glutathione transferase activity. The coding region runs from base 103 to 810 and encodes 235 amino acids.
CAUAACUUAACUGAUCGUUGGCGUGACUGGAAUAUCAUCUCAGUGGUUGUGUUGAAAACAUCGUUGUAAGAGACGUGCUUAGUUUAAUACUUAGUUUAGUUAAUGCAUUACCAUAUUGAGAACAACGCCGCAGCAAGAUCUAAAGGGAACAGGAUGCCAAGUCAGCCUAUAAAGUUGUAUUAUCUACCUCCAUCACCCCCUUGUCGGGCGGUGAUGAUGGCGGCCAGAGCAGUGGGCAUAGAACUUGAUCUCGUACUCACUAAUAUAAUGGAGGGACAACAUAAAACACCGGAAUUUUUAAAGAUGAAUCCACAACACACGAUACCGACUAUGGAUGACAAUGGUUUUAUUUUAUGGGAGAGCCGAGCAAUAAUGGCAUAUUUGGUUAACGCAUAUGGUCGCGAUGACUCUCUGUAUCCGAAGAACCCGCGUCAAAGAGCGCUCGUUGACCAACGUCUCAACUUCGAUCUAGGUACUCUUUUCAAGCGGUACUUGGAUCUUUAUAUGCCGAUGCUCUUCAAGGGCGAGGCGUAUAACGAGGAAGCAGCUGAGAAGUUGAACGAAGCCUUGGGUUGGUUGAACUUAAUGUUGGAAGGACGCGCGUUCGUCGCUGGAGACAACCUCACCAUUGCCGAUAUUUCUAUAGUCGUCACUUUCAGUAACUUAGAGGCAUUCGGAUUCGACUUCAGCGCCCAUGAAAACGUUGUGAAAUGGUUUGACCGAACUAAAAAGACCCUGGAACCUUAUGGCUAUGCAGAAAUCGAUCAAGCAGGAGCACAUGCACUUGCUUCAUUUAUGAAGAAAGAUUAAAUAUUGAACAAAUUUUAUCGUUUAUUUCAUUAAAACUUCGCAAUAAAAAUGUUACCGUA